This is a messenger RNA of Nicotiana tabacum (common tobacco), 660 nucleotides long. The record is from RefSeq and is a predicted model, not a curated record. NCBI's taxonomy places the organism in Eukaryota, Viridiplantae, Streptophyta, Magnoliopsida, Solanales, Solanaceae.
AUGCAUAAGGUGAUCAAGGGUGAAAGGACAUCUCUCGAUUUUGCUUACGAAGAAUUGGAGGAGAAUCACUAUUCUCCAAAAGGAAGGAUGGAUCUGUCCGAGGGUCACGUCGUACCUCUUACAGAAGGCGACAAUGACAGGGGCAAGGUUCAACCUCGUAUUAUAUCGAACCAUGGUGCAGAAUUAGAUUGUCGAGCUCGUGACCCAGAGAUCGAUAAGGAUAGAGAUCGACCAAGAUCAAAGUCGAGCAAGAUAGAGAUCGAGCGAGAUCGAGGGAAGCUUACCGAUCCAAAUAACGGAAAGUCGAAAUAUCUGCAAUCGGGCGAGGAUCACGGCGAAAAUCCUGGUCAUACAGCUAGACAGUGCAAUAUCAAGACACAAGGUCCAGCAACCUCGUCAUCUAAGAACAAUGGCGAAAAGGAACAGAGUGGUCAGGAGCAAGAACAUCUCCCCAAAGAGAAGGAAGAAUGGAAGACAGUUACUUUCAACAAAAAAAGAAGACUUCUACUGCUACUAACAGAGGCACGGAAUCAACUAAGGUUGCAGCUUAUAAGUAUUAAUCCUCCAACAAACAAUGCCAAGGCUUCCUUUUCCCAGCAGAAGGCGCUAUCGCCUCAUCCAAAUCCUACGCCAACAAAGGCCUCUGAAUAUGAAAAAUAA